AUGAGAAGAUUUCCACAGACACUCGCGAGUAUCAACGCCACACGAAGAAUUUCGUUCCAGAAGUUCUUACAAACAGAUGCAUCGUUCAAAACACAACGCACAAUCAUUAUACAGCUCCAUUCUCUGCACAACUUUCUCGUAAAGAAUGGUAUUCUUGCAAAACAAAAACCUCGUCCACUCAGCACAUCCAUUCCGCCGUUUGAGCAGGCGUACCAGCUGCAUCUACAGAAAUUGGCACUGUUUGACCGAAGUAAAAAGAUUUACAAUCUGGUGUACCACUCCUCACUGCACAAUCAGAUGACCAAGAUCCUUUUGCUUGCGCUGUUUUCGAACAAUGAUGCGGUGAUUCAGAAGGUCAUUGACUCAGGAUACCCGCCUGACAUUGUUAAGAGAUGCAUUCCGCUCUACCACUAUUUCUGUGCCACAGGAAAUAAAACGCUAAUGUCGCAUGUUGCGUACAAGGCAUCAUCUUUCUUUGGCCUGAGUGCAAGCAUCAUAUUGUCAUUCAAGGGAAAGUUAGAGCUUGACCGCAUCGACUUCGCAUUUAUGACACUCAAGCAGUACCUCCUUUUCAACGAGUUCCGUGGUAUCAACACGAUUGACAAAAAAGUGAACAAAUUCCUUUCUGGAUACUGCGGGUACAGCAGUGAGAGCAGCGUAAAUAGCAGCAACACCGAAACGAGCUCGCAUGACAGCGACGAGUCUUUUAUACAUUCACAGCUGCAGUUUGAGCGAAUACGCAACGAUAUUGACCACAAGGUGCUUUUUCCACUUGAUUUCCUGUGCAUACGUAACGAUUUUCGUGCCGUCGAGGAGUUGCUCAAGCACACUCCUGAUUUUGCCACGCUUAGCAAAUUCUGUUUUUUGCUCCAAUCCCACGCGGGAAUAACGCUUAAGCUACUGCAGUACCGCGCAGAUCCGAAUCAAAGCUUUCGCGGAUACACGCCUUUGCAUGUCGCUGCACGUAUCGGCAAUUUGGAUGUAGCCGCGAUCUUCAUCGCUCUGAAUGCAGAUUUAGACGCCAAAGAUUACUUCAACCGCACACCGAUGUACUAUGCUAAGCUCUACAAACACGAACGACUUGUUGAUCUUUUCAACCAGUCAAAGAACAAAAGGAUAUUGCCGUAUGUCAGCACCGAUCUCAAGUUCCUAAACUUUGAUAUUUUUGAGGGCGAGUCGUGCCGUGAGAGAUUGCGCCUUACCAAGGAGCAUCUAAAGCGAGCGAUGGAAAAGCAGUACCAGAAGAGAAGGUUUAUGAUCGUAUCGCUGUUCAGUCUUACAGCUGCCAUUAAGACCGUACAAACGAAUAUUAAGAUGUUGGAAGAGUGGAAGAGCGAGAGAGUGUGUUAUACAGCGCUGAAUAGCUAUGAAAAGUUUAAGUCUAUCAUAAUAAAGCGAUGAUACGUCUUCCUGAUCGAGAUGUGACCAAAAAUAUUUUUAAAUACCGCAAACGCGCCGUGUUAAAGCCCUUCUAGAGAAUCACAAAAGAACACAUUUUUUGGCUCAUUCAAUUAUUUUUAAUGUCUGGUCUGCAUAGGAGCACUAUGGCGAUCCUAGGCAGCGGAAACAUCUAAAACAAGGGGUACAAUGGCUAACACUACCUAUUGAUUCACUCGUUCAUCAGUGAAAGUUUUCCGUGGCAAUUACCAUUAGUUAUAUCUUCUUUAAUACAUUGCUGGUCCUGUUCUAUUGAGAUAUGCAGCCAUUUUACAUGCUUUUCUUGUCUCAGUAUUGCUGUAGAACACAUUUUCUAUGGAAUUGGUGCGGUACUCGUUUCUUGAGGUCAGUCCCUAAAUUCACCCGUCUAUUUUAAACCAGUGUAUAAUGACGUGUCGAUGAAGAAUCAAUGAAUGUUGUGCAGAAAAGUUGAUGUAGUGAGAACGCUGCAAAUAUUUUCAUGUUUCAUCUAUACUAUGCUCUUUCCUUGAUCUCUAGGCGUACCAACGCGUGUUAUUAAAGUUUCUGUA
Molecule: messenger RNA, 1967 nt
Organism: Vavraia culicis subsp. floridensis
Lineage: Eukaryota; Fungi; Microsporidia; Pleistophoridae
Exons: 1
Coding region: 1-1401 (466 amino acids)
Molecular function (GO): protein binding
Source: RefSeq, a predicted model, not a curated record